UCAUUUAAUUUAAAAAUUAAGAAUUUAAAAUAAUAAAAACCUCCAGUCUCCAGCUUCCCGUUUUCACGUGAAACUUGAACCAACAGGUCACAAGUAACAACCACCAUCAACAGUGGCAGCUGGCCACUCUUCCACCACCAACAGGUCAGCCGCAUUGUAAGCGCUUCUCCUCACACGCUCAGCCAGCCACUUCUUCCUCCCCCUCGUGUGCAGCCACGACAGCCACAGUAGUGGUAUGGAGAAGACGAGGUACGGGGAGUGAAUGGCAGACAUUGAAUAGAGGCGGUUGGCAUGUUUAUAUUUAAGUAGGGUGUCUUCUGCGCCCUCGACCCGACGGGCCUGAUCAAUGUAUUGGUUCCGGAGAGAAGUUUGCUGUUUGCCUUUUUAAGAUUUUGAAAUGAAUCAAAUUUCUAAGUGUUGAUCAAUUGAUUAAUGAUUACUAGUAGUCAGUAUAGAAGAUCUUCUUGUAAGUUUUGAUGGCUGCUGAUGAGGUUAAUUCUUGUGUAAUUGCUCCUUUUGCCGGCCUUGUCAUCUGCGUCUCUGGACUUUCACAAGAAUCAAGGAAGAAAGUUAUGGAAGCCACUGAGAAAUUAGGGGGAACAUAUAGCCCCAAUUUACAUCCUAAGUGCACCCACUUGGUUGUCCAGAGUCUCGGUGGAAAUAAAUUACAGCGUUUUCUCAAAUGUGGUUCCAGAAAUGGACUUUUUGUUGUUACUCUUGGAUGGUUUAUUGAUAGUGUCACCAAAAAUGAGAAGUUAAGUGAAUUACCAUAUACAAUUCGGAGUGUUGCACAGAUCAACAUUCCUGUGGAUGAUCGGCUGGUAAAUGGAACUGCAGCUCAUGAUACUUUUAGGCCAAGAAAAUUGAAGCAGAAUCAAAAUCAAAUCGAAGAGAGUGGAGGACAAAGGCAAUGGCAUAAUAGAGAAAACUUUGAAGUAAACAAUCAAUCUCUAUUUGGGCAGUCUAUAUACGUUGAUUUGGAUAUAUCUGCCGAACUGCGUACAAAGGUGGUUGAUGUGGCUGCUCGAGAAGGUGCCAUGCUUGUUGAUCAAUGGUUUGUUGGUUGUGGUGCAAGUUACGUUGUGUGUGAGGGCUCAUCCAUUCAAACAUAUCUGGGUCAUAGUGAUAACAUUGUUAGUCCCAUAUGGGUUUUGAAGACAUCUAAAGAAAGAUCUAUGCAACGGUUUGUUGGAAUUUCUGCUGAUCUGGCCAGACAGGUUGGAGCGAUGCUGGAAAAUUUUCAACAUCUAACUUCUGGGCAGGAAAUUAUGAAGGAAAAGGUCCAAGAGCAUACUUCCAUUUCAAAAACGAGUAGUGCAAGCCAUAAGGAAAGGCUGUACACUGCUAAUCUUGCAAAAUGUGGUGUUAGAAAUCGUCGUGCCCUACGUAUGCAGUUAUGUCAAAUACCCUUGCGUCCUAUUAAUCCCAGCAGCCUUCUAGACUCAGUCUGCUGGACUGUCUCUGAGCCAACUUCCAGGGCUGCUGUGUAUGCAGACUCUGCUAUUUCCAGAAAUGACUUUGAGACCGACCAACAAGCCAUUUCUGUUAAAGGGGAUUGUGCUGAAUCUGAAGCUUCAUUCUCAAACUUACUACGACCUCUAACAGAAAGUGAGAAAAAUGCACAGGUUUUUAAAAACCAUUUCCUCACAAUUCUGUAUCCAGUUGAUCGAUUUUCUGAGCUGGGGCCUUGCUCAAGAACAUAUUUUAGUGAUACAGGAUUUACUUGCCUGCAAAUCCUGGAAUUUAUUUAUGUCUUCUACCAGGAGAAUAUGUCGGACCAUGAAAUAGAGGUUGCAAUUCACACCGACUCGAGGCAUGCUGAGAAGCUCCGAUCCGUAUAUUGUAGUGAGACAACGGAAGAACUUGGUUACAUGUUGUAUAAGCGCAUCGACUUCCUGGGAAACCGAAAAAGCUUUGAAAUGUUGAAGCGCAUAAAUGGGGAUAACAACAGCAAUGUAUAUGAGCUUCUAUUAAGAGAAUGACACAAAUUUGUGUAGUCAGUUGAGUGUACUAACAAAUAGCAACGUAGGCUUGUAAAUCAUGUAGAACAAAUCAUAGUUCAUGUAAGCAAAGAUGUUAAAGAAAAUGUUUGAAAAUAAAGUUGCGUUAGUAAAAGAGAAGUUUAUAAAAUCUGAAAGAGAUCUGAAUCAGGAAGAAAUGUAAGAUCUCCAUGAACAUUUUAUUAUUAUAAAAUUGAAAAUAAUUAAUCUCUUUA
Molecule: messenger RNA, 2215 nt
Organism: Amaranthus tricolor (Joseph's coat)
Lineage: Eukaryota; Viridiplantae; Streptophyta; Magnoliopsida; Caryophyllales; Amaranthaceae
Exons: 12
Coding region: 477-1982 (501 amino acids)
Source: RefSeq, a predicted model, not a curated record